Messenger RNA from Pistacia vera, 1840 nucleotides. RefSeq names its product ankyrin repeat-containing protein ITN1-like. Gene Ontology annotation, molecular function: protein binding. Bases 21 to 1814 code for a protein of 597 amino acids. The record is from RefSeq and is a predicted model, not a curated record. The transcript is spliced from 5 exons. Lineage: Eukaryota; Viridiplantae; Streptophyta; Magnoliopsida; Sapindales; Anacardiaceae.
UAUUCUUUCUAAAGAGUAAAAUGGGUGAUCAUCAAAUAGUUAUUGAUCGUCUAACACCAAACGCGACUUCAACUGAAUCAACUCAUGAACGAAGGAAACCUUCCUGUCAUCUCCUUUCUAGAGAAAAUUCAAACCUUUAUCUCAACAACUGUGUGCCUCUAUAUAAGGCUGCAUUAAAAGGUGACUGGACAAAUGCCAAAAAAUUGUUAGAAAAAGAUCCAACCAUGUUGUCUGCCAGUAUCACAAAGGGACAAGAAACUGUUCUUCAUAUUGCGGCAGGAGCCAAACAAACCCGCUUUGUAGAGGAGCUGAUAAAGUCGAUGCAACCAGAAGACCUGACUUUGUCAGACCAAAAUGGAAGCACGGCCUUCUGUUGUGCCGCUGCAGCCGGAGCUACUGAAAUUGCUAGGAUUAUGUUGAAGAAGAAUCCCAGUCUUUUAGCAAUCCGAGGUAGUGAAAAUAUGAUGCCUGUGUUUUUGGCUGCUCUGUUAGCACAAGGGGAGAUGUCAUCUUUUUUAUAUGAUGAAUUAUCUCAAGCGCAACAUGUUUUCAAUUGGGACGACAAAGUUGCUCUAUUUUUCACUUGUCUCACCAAUGGUUUAUAUGAUCUCGCAUUAAAAAUGUUGAAGGAUGGUCCAGAUUUAGCUUUGGCUCGUGAUCGAAAUUGUGAGACUGCCUUACAUGAUUUGGCUCGAAAACCUUCAAUAUUUCCUAACAAAAAUCAAGGUCCAUUCAAGAGGCUUAUCAACUCAUUCCUACGAUUAAUGAAGUUGAAUCACAACAAGGAUUUCCAAUCAACUCAAGCUCUUGAAUUAGUCAAAUGCCUGUGGGAAGAAACAUUAAAACAAGAUGACUUGGAGCUAGCAAACCUAACCCAAACGCCUUCAAGAAUUGUGUUUGAGGCAGCUAAAUUUGGAAAUUCCCAAUUUUUGGCUGAGCUCAUUCACCGUUAUCCUGAUGUGAUAUAUCAUUUUGAUGAAAAUGAUUACAGUAUAUUUCAUAUUGCAGUUUUACACCGUCAUGCCGAUGUGUUCAAUCUAAUAUAUGAGAUAGGUUUAUCUAAGGAUUUGUUCAUAACUUGUGAAGAUAAGGAUCAACAUAACAAUAUGUUGCAUUUGGCUGCAAAAUUACCACAUCCAAGUCGAAUUUGUGUUGUAUCAGGAGCAGCUCUACAAAUGCAGCGAGAAUUGGUAUGGUUUAAGGGGAUAGAAAAAAUAGUGAAACCUUCCUUCCGAGGAAAGAAAAACUCAAAUGGCCAAACACCGAAAGAGUUAUUUACUGAGGAGCACAAAGAGUUAUUGAAAAGAGGAGAACAAUGGAUGAAGGAUACUGCUAAAUCAUGUAUGCUUGUUGCAACAAUCAUUACCACUGUAAUUUUUGAAGCGGUUUUUAGUGUACCAGGUGGUAACGAUAGUAGUAAAGGAUUACCUAUUCAUCUGAAAGAGACAUGGUUUCAGGUUUUUGUCAUAUCAGAUGCAAUCGCAUUGUCCUUUUCUUCUAUCUCAAUCUUGAUAUUUUUGUCGAUCCUUACAUCGCGGUAUACUGAAGACGAUUUUCUCGAGUCAUUACCAUUUAAAUUGAUGGUUGGAUUCUCUACACUCUUUGUAUCCAUAAUCACCAUGAUGGUAGCUUUUAGUGCAACCCUUUUAUUAGCUUAUCAUGAUAGCAUAAAUUGUGUCACCAUGCUUACUAGUGUAGUUGCAUUUGUACCAACCACUCUAUAUGUUCUGUUGCAGUAUCCUAUUUUUGGAGAUAUAUUUUGUUCAACAUACCAUUCUAGGUUUUUGUUUAAACCAAGUGAUCCCAUGUUCUGAUUUGCAUGAAUUUGAAAGUUUAUUGU